AAACGACAAUGGUGCAUCGGUUUUUAGAAAGAGAAGAUUCGCCGAAACCGACUAUUGUGAUGGAUUAUUAUUAUGGAAGAAAAGCAGGAAAAAGUUUGGUGAAGGACAUCGUACAUAUAUGGGAAGUCGCAUCUUUAAAUAGUCACAUAAUACGUAGCGCUCUGUCAGGAUGUUCUUUAAGUCAUUUGCCACAUCACACGACGAUCAUGAUAAUGUUAGAUCUGAGAAAACCUGCGAUCCUAUGGAAUUAUUUGGAAGAGUGCCUGACAAUCUUGAGUAACGUCCUGAAGGAGAGCUACCCUCCGGAUGUCAUGGAGAAAUUAAAGGAGCGCAAGCUGAAUAGUCUGAGGGAGCAGAUGAAAGGGAAAGGGAGCGAGAUGGAAUCGGUCGCGGAUCUUUUUCCUCUGAGACUCUGCCUCAUUGGCGGUAGGUACGACAAUUUCCGGGAUUUCGAAGGCGUCGACAGAGAAUUCAUAGGACAAAUAUUGAGGGCGGUGGCUCACGUGCUUGGGGCCACUUUGCAUUAUCACUCGGCCAAGGACUCGCAGUUGCUAAGGAAGACGAAGGAGCUUCUCGGUCUUUAUGGAUUCAAAGGAGAAUUCACGAAGACAAGCAUGACGGAUUACAACAAACCGCUCUACGUGGCAGCGGGUAGCGACUCUUUAGCCGCGAUCGACCUGGAAUACCGCGGGGCCGGGUCUCGGCUGGCCUUGAGCGUCAUUAAGGAGAUAUACGUGGCGCGCUUCCCCCAGAGCCCGAAGAGGCAGGCGAGCUUCGAGGACUCGAGCGACGACCCGAACUUCGACGAGCCGAUCAUCGAUCGACUGCGACUCCAGCGUGAGCAGGAAAUCAGCGUCUCCCUGCGCGAUAUGAUGGAGGGGCCGGCAACCAAUAUUCCAAUCCCAGAGCCAUUCUAAUGCGAGCGCAGUACAACAAUUGCCAAGACU
Ceratosolen solmsi marchali is the source of this 947-nucleotide messenger RNA. RefSeq names its product cytoplasmic dynein 2 light intermediate chain 1. The record is from RefSeq and is a predicted model, not a curated record. Gene Ontology annotation, biological process: intraciliary transport involved in cilium assembly; intraciliary retrograde transport. The transcript has 5 exons. Bases 9 to 917 code for a protein of 302 amino acids. Gene Ontology annotation, molecular function: dynein heavy chain binding. NCBI's taxonomy places the organism in Eukaryota, Metazoa, Arthropoda, Insecta, Hymenoptera, Agaonidae. Gene Ontology annotation, cellular component: ciliary basal body; axoneme; cytoplasmic dynein complex.